Molecule: messenger RNA, 1327 nt
Organism: Salvelinus sp. IW2-2015
Lineage: Eukaryota; Metazoa; Chordata; Actinopteri; Salmoniformes; Salmonidae
Source: RefSeq, a predicted model, not a curated record
AUCCCUACUGAACACUACCCUGUUUUCUCCAGGUUCUGUGAUGGUGGAGCUGGAAGAGAGGGUGUCCCAGCUAGAGGAGUGGACGGAAGGCAAAGGUCUCAUCAUCCAGGGGGCUGCCGGAACAUUCUGCUCUGGGUCAGACCUCAACGCGGUCAGGGCUAUAUCCAACCCUCAGGAUGGGAUGAUGAUGUGUAUGUUCAUGCAGAAUGCCCUGACCAGGCUACUGAGGCUGCCUCUGUUGUCUGUAGCUCUGGUGGAAGGGAGCGCACUGGGAGGAGGAGCUGAGCUCACUACUGCCUGUGACUUCAGGUUGAUGGCGCCAGGCAGUGUGAUCCAGUUUGUCCAUAAACACAUGGGUCUGGUCCCUGGUUGGGGCGGUGCAGCUAGAUUGGUACGCAUCGUAGGCGGCCAGAACGCCUUGAAGAUGCUGGGUGGCGCUUUGAAAGUAGACCCAGAGAUGGGGCUUCAGAUUGGCUUGCGGACGGGGUCCUGGAGGGUUCCCCUGGCUGGGUCUGGAGCCAACACCCUCCUGGAGGCAGAGCAGUGGUUGGGACGCUACACCACGGGUCCAGCCCCGGUCAUCAGAGCCAUAAAGAACGUGGUGGUGUCUGGGAGAGCCCCCCUGGAGGUGGCUCUGAGCACUGAGAGGGACGUGUUCGGGACAGUGUGGGGAGGACCGGCUAACCUACAGGCUCUGGCCAGUAAGGCCAAACACAAGUGAAUUAACUAGUCUUGCGAUUUACAUUGUAUUCUCGUCCUAAUGUUCUGGAGAAACCUAGAAUGUCUGGAGUGGAAGCCGUCACCAGAAGACUGAACUGGAACACUAGGAUGGGAUGUAGAGGGUCUGAACUGAACACUAGGAUGUGAUGAGAGGGUCUGAACUGGAACACUAGGAUGGGAUGUAGAGGGUCUGACUGGAACACUAGGAUGUGAUGUAGAGGUCUGAACUGGAACACUAGGAUGGGAUGUAGAGGGUCUGAACUGGAACACUAGGAUGGGAGUAGAGGGUCUGAACUGGAACACUAGGAUGGGAUGUAGAGGGUCUGAACUCAACCAAACACACUGAACUAGUGUAUUCAUUCUGACAAUUCUGUUGCUUAAAAAAAAAAGGGUCUCUUAAAACAGAAGCAAAUGAAUCCUACCUGUAUUUGUCCAAUAGCAACUCUAGUUUUAGUUGGGAAACGUUUUGGCAGAAUGAAUACAUCCCUGAACUGUGCUCUGGGAGUUUGACAGUAUCCAAUGGCAGAUGUAUAUUGCUGUUUUGUGAGUGACCACUAACAAUCAAUUAUUUUUUGUGAAGAAUUGUUACCGACUGUUGGGAACAUUU